This is a messenger RNA of Miniopterus natalensis, 2681 nucleotides long. NCBI's taxonomy places the organism in Eukaryota, Metazoa, Chordata, Mammalia, Chiroptera, Miniopteridae. The record is from RefSeq and is a predicted model, not a curated record.
CGCCUGGACCUGGCCACGCAGAGCCUGACCCUGGACACCUGCCGGGCGCUGGGCGAGCUGCUGCAGGAGGCACAGCUGACCGAGCUGGUCCUGAGCGACUGCAUGCUGAGCGAGGAAGGGGCCACACUGCUGCUCCAGGGGCUGUGUGCCAACACCGCCCUGCGGUUCCUGGACCUGAAGGGCAACAACCUUCAGUCCACAGGGGCCGAGGCUCUGGGGAAACUCCUCCGACAUAACAAAUCCAUUCAGAGCCUCACCCUGGAGUGGAACAAUCUGGGCGCGUGGGAAGAGGCCUUCGCCACCUUCUGCCGGGCCCUGGCAGGCAACGUCGCCCUGCGGCAGCUGGACCUCCGCAACAACCAGAUCAGCCACCAGGGGGCGGAGGAGCUGGCCCUGGCCCUAAAGAGCAACGCCAGCCUCCAGCAGCUGGGUGAGGCCCCGGAGGCCACCUCCACCAGGUGGCUUCCUCCCUUGGCCCUCGCACCACUUUUUACAAAANGGGCCCUCAGGGCCACACUGCUGCUCCAGGGGCUGUGUGCCAACACCGCCCUGCGGUUCCUGGACCUGAAGGGCAACAACCUUCAGUCCACAGGGGCCGAGGCUCUGGGGAAACUCCUCCGACAUAACAAAUCCAUUCAGAGCCUCACCCUGGAGUGGAACAAUCUGGGCGCGUGGGAAGAGGCCUUCGCCACCUUCUGCCGGGCCCUGGCAGGCAACGUCGCCCUGCGGCAGCUGGACCUCCGCAACAACCAGAUCAGCCACCAGGGGGCGGAGGAGCUGGCCCUGGCCCUAAAGAGCAACGCCAGCCUCCAGCAGCUGGACCUGCGCUGGAACAACAUCGGCCUCCUGGGCGGCCGGGCCCUGGUGAACUGCCUCCCCAGCAACAGAACCCUGUGGAGGCUGGAGCUGGCUGGGAACAGUGUCCCCAGCGACAUCCUCAGAGCCGUGGAGCAAGCCAUGGACCACAACCAGGACCGGGAGACCACCUUCCGGGAAAACCGCGCCCGCACCCGUGUGCUCAGCAAGGAGGUGCGGCACCUCCAGGAAGAGAAGUCCAAGCAGUUUCUGGACUUGAUGGAGACCAUUGAUAAGCAGCGGGAGGAGAUGGCCAGGAGCAGCAGGACAUCAGCAACACGCAUGGGACAGCUUCAGGAAGCCCUGGAUGAGAGGCACUCCAUCAUCAAUGCCCUUAAGGCCAAGCUGCAGAUGACUGAGGCUGCCCUGGCUCUGUCGGAGCAGAAGGCCCAGGACCUGCGGGAACUCCUGGCCACCGCACAGCAGGAGCAGCAGAGCCUGGCACAGAAGCAGGCCAAGGAGCACAGGCUGCAGCAACAGGAAGCUGCAGAGCGUGAGUCUAAACUGCUCAGAGACUUGUCUGCUGCCAAUGAAAAGAACCUGCUUCUGCGAAACCAGGUGGAUGAGCUGGAGCGGAAGGUGAAGCUGCAGCAGGACCAGCUGUUCCUGGCCAGGCAGGAAUUGACCAACACAUCGGCCGAGCUGAAGAUGCGGGCCAUCCAGGCCGAGGAGCGCCUAGAGCUGGAGAAGAGACGGUCGCGGCAGAGCCUAGAGGACAUGGAGCAGCUGCGAAUCAAGGAGGUGGAGCACAUGACUCGCCACCUGGAGGAGAGCGAGAGGACCAUGCAGGAGAGGGUACAGAGGCUGGAAACUGUGCGGCUGUCCCUGGAGGAGGAAUUGAGCCGAGUGAAGGCGGCAGCACUCAGUGAGCGUGGCCAGGCCGAGGAGGAGCUCAUCAAGGCCAAGAACCAAGUCCGCCUGGAGGAGCAGCAGCGCCUGACUCACCUGGAGGAGAAGCUGCGGCUAAUGACACAGGCACGGGACGAGGCACAGGGCACCUGCCUGCAGCAGAGGCAGACGGUGGCUGAGGCCCAGGCCCGGGGCAGCCAGCUGAGCCUGCAGGUGGAGGGCCUGAAGCGGCGCCUGGAGGAGCUGCAGCAGGAGCUGAACAACCAGAACCAAGAAAAGGUGGCUGAGGUGACCAGGGUGCGGACGGAGCUCCAGGAGCAGAUCGGCCGCCUGCAGGCGGAGCUGACGGCCCAGGAGGCAUUGAAAGAGAAGGUGGCAGCCCUGGAGCGCCAGCUGAAAGUGAUGGCGAGUGACCACCGGGGGGCGCUGCUGGACAGGGAGAGCGAGAGCGCCUCUCUCCGCGAGAAGCUGCGGCUCAAGGAGGCGGAGAUAGCCCGGAUCCGGGAUGAAGAGGCCCAGAGGGCCAGCUUUCUGCAAAACGCUGUCCUGGCCUACGUGCAGGGGUCCCCCCUGAGGGCCCUGAGCCCCCAAAAGUGAGGGGGGCAGAGAGGCCCCAGGAGUGGCAGGAAGGUGGCUCUCGAGGGACAGGCUGCCGCGUCCGGGUGUGCUUGGGCAAGGCGUGCAGCUGCCCACUUCAAAAGCCAGUGCCCAAGAUGCACUGGCCGCUGGCCGCUGGCCGCUGCAGCUCACCACCUGGUGCCUGAGCGGGCGGGUGCAGGGCCUGGCUGGCCAAGAGGGCUGGAGUGGCCAGUGCCCCUUCCCCGCUGUCCUGAGAAAUGUGCCCGCGAUGGAAGGAAAUGGGAGCAGAGUCCAGCUCCCGCAGCCGCCCGCCUGGUGCUUCGCAGCCACCUGUUACAAUGUAGCCGUGGAUGCCGCGGGCUGCGUCGAAAUAAAGAACUUUUACACUUUGUGAUACA